GAGCGCAGGAGCGGGGAGCAGCGAGCAUGGCGAGCCCAUGGGACAGCCCUUCGACCAGCCUGUGGGGCACGCUGGGGCAGGCCUCCAACGUGGCGCAGCUGGUCGGCGUGGACGCGCUGGGGCUGGUCUCCAUGGUCGUGCAGGCCGCCCUGGCGGCGCGCCGCCACCGGGACGCCUGCGUGCGCCUCGCGCAGCACGCGGAGCUGAUGCGGCGGGAGGCCACCAGGCGGCCGCUGGAGCAGCUCCGCGGCGCGCUGCGGCGGUGCUACGAGCUCGUCACGGCGUGCUAGGA
Molecule: messenger RNA, 292 nt
Organism: Triticum dicoccoides
Lineage: Eukaryota; Viridiplantae; Streptophyta; Magnoliopsida; Poales; Poaceae
Product: cell number regulator 13-like
Exons: 1
Coding region: 27-290 (87 amino acids)
Source: RefSeq, a predicted model, not a curated record